Molecule: messenger RNA, 4993 nt
Organism: Anas platyrhynchos (mallard)
Lineage: Eukaryota; Metazoa; Chordata; Aves; Anseriformes; Anatidae
Source: RefSeq, a predicted model, not a curated record
GUGCUUUCUGGUAAUCGGUACUGAUCUGGCCUGGGAGCCUGCCGGUCACACGCGGCGAAAGCCACGCACGGUUGGGCUAGGGAAUUCCUGGGGUAAGCCUAGGUGUCAUAUGUAAGACAGUCACAAAAGCGCUGCAGAUUCGGCAACAGUGGUCUGGUUUGGUAAAAGGUUAUAGCUAUAUGUCGUGGUUCCAAAUAGAAAAACUCAAAUGUAUUUUGGGCGGCAAUACUCCCAUACCACGAUCUUCCCCUUUGGGCUGUUUACUAGCACACUGGAAGGAGGGAGGCUUUGGACAGGAGUUACGAAAAGGUAAACUAGUUGAUUACUGUAAUGUUUGGUGGCCACAGUAUGAACUAGAAGAUCAAGAGAGUUGGCCAGAAAAUUGAACUUUGCAAUACAAUACUAUCUUACAAUUAAUGUUAUUUUGUAAGCAAGAAGGCAAGUGGGAUGAGAUUCCAUAUGUAGAAUUAUUUUUCUAUUUGCAAGAUAAGCCCGAGUGGCAACAUGCUUGCAGGAUAAUGAUGGCUGAAAUAAUUGUUGAUGAGCAAUGCAAAGCAUGUACAGGAGAAAAGCGCUGUAUAGGGCAUCAAGCGUUAGAGAAUGGUAUGUAUUAUAGACAGGACGAUGGAAAUAUAUAUUUGGAAGUAGUACCAUCAGCCCCAUUAGAACAAGGGCAGGCUGUCAGGGAAGAAAGUGAGGAUAGUGAGGGGGAGAAGGAAGUAGAAAAAGGAGCGGUAGCUUCAGCUACCCCGGUAUCAUAUAGAACCCGAUGAUGAGACCAUAAAGGUGCUGCCGAAUGUAUGAUAAGAGAGAAAGACGGAACAAGAAGACAAAAGAAAAACAUAAUUGCUCCUUUCAGACAAGGAGUAGGGACAGAAGGGCCAGUAUAUGUUAAAGUACUGUUUAAUCCAGGAGACCCAGUAAUUUGGAAACAAGUAGCAGGAAUGUAUCAGGAAAACCCUGAUAAAGUAGCUAGGGUAAUGAAAAUGAUAAUUAAAACCCAGAAUCCGGACUGGGAUGACCUUCAAGUAAUAUUAGAUACAUUAAUGGACUCAACAGAAAAGGAUAUGGUGUUAAGAGCAGCUAGAGAAAGAGCAAGAGAGGAUAUCCAGAAUGGGUUAGUCCCAGGAAACAUAGAUCAGAAUUUUCCAAUGGAAGACCCACAAUGGGACUAUAACACAGGGGAAGGUAUGAGAAGAUUGAAAAGGUAUCGGGACUGGGUACAAAUAGGGGUGCAGAGUGCCAUGCCCAAAACUAUAAAUUGGUCCAAACUGUAUAAUAUUAGGCAGGAGAAAACAGAAUCUCACUCCGCAUUUCUGGAAAGGCUUAAGGAAAUCGCAAAGAAAUAUACUGACCUAGAUGUAGAAACAGAACAAGCUAAAGCACAGUUAGCUCUUAUCUUUUUAGUACAAUCACAGAAAGAUAUUCAGAAGAAAUUACAGAAACUGGAAGGAGGAGACUUGAGAAAUAUGGAUAGAUUGUUAGAAAUAGCCUGGAAAGUAUACAACAAUAGAGAAAAUGAAUCCACUAGGAGGCAGCAACAGAUUCUGUUAGCAGUGAUUCAAGGCAGAAGAAACCAAGGAUUCAGAGGGAGAGCAAGAGGAUUUGCUAGAGGACGGGGAGUUAGUAUAGGAAGGGGUCGUGGAGACUUUAGUGGAAAUCCAGGAGGAAGAUCAGGAUUGAAUCAGUGUGCUUAUUGUAAAAAGGAAGGGCAUUGGAAAAAUGAGUGUCUGUUUAGAAGAGACCGAUUCUCGGGAAAUUCAUUUCAGAAUCAGGAAGCCGUUAAGGCAAUGGUGCUAGGAGAUUUUAGUAGCUGACUAGAUACAGAACAUAAAGCAGCCAAAGAACCUUUAGUAAAGAUUCAAUUAGGGGAUAAGGAAGUGAGGUUCUUGAUAGAUACAGGAGCAACAUAUUCAGUGUUAAAUAGUUUAAAAGGACAAUUACGAAAUAAGACAGACGACUACAAUAGUUGGAGCCACAGGGAAGGAGGAGGAAUGGCUGUUUUUACAACCUCUUGAUUUGCGUUUUGGAGAUAGUAGAAAAUUAUUUGCCUUUGAAUGGGAAAACACGCAGAAUGGAUGAAAGACACAAUUAACUUGGACAAGACUUCUGCAAGGCUUCAAAAAUAGCCCGACCCUCUUCGGAAGCCAGCUGGCCAAGGAACUGGAGAUCUGGACAACGCAAGGACAAAUACAGUAUUUCUAGGAACUGUUCCAGUAGAAGGACCGUUAGAACACAAUUGUGUGGAAAUAAUCGAACAUACUCAUGCUAGCCGCGAAGAUUUGAAGGAUAUACCCCUUGAAAGGUAUGACUGGGAACUUUUUACUGAUGGUAGUAGUUUUGUGGAAAAUGGAACACGAUAUGCAGGGUAUGCAGUGACAACCUUGAAAACAGUAAUCAAAGCAAAACCUUUACCACCUGGAACAUCGGCACAGCGAGCGGAACGGAUAGCUCUGACUUGAGCACUGGAACCGAGUAAAGAAAAGAUGGUAAAUAUUUGGACAGAUUCAAAGUAUGCCUUUGGAGUGGUCCACGUUCAUGAAGCGUUAUGGAAAGAGGGUUGUUGUCCUCACAAGGGGCCAAUAUAAGAUAUCAAGAGGAGGUGUUAAAUUUGAUAAAUGCGGUACAAAAAAAAAAGUGGCUGUUAUGCACUGAAAGGCCCAUCAAGGAGGAACCUCAAAGAUAUCAGAAGGGAAUUGGUUGGCAGAUCGAGCAGCUCGACAAAUUGCUCAGAAGGUGUGGAGUGUGAUGGCUUUGGUACCGCUCAAGGUAGGCCCCAGUCAUCUUAAUCUUCCCAAGGAACCAAGAUAUUUGCCAGAGGAUGAGAAAUUAGCAAAUCUCCUAAAGGCCCAAAAGAACUCUGAUGGAUGGUAUGUAACCGCUACGGGCCAGCUGGUAUUAUCCCCCUUGGUGAUGUGGGCAAUACUCCAGACAAGACAUAAUGAGUGUUACUGGGGCGCAGAGGCAAUGGUAACAUUUUUAAAACGUAAUAUUAUCUCUACACAUAUGUUAACGAUGGCCAAACCAGUAAUGUCAAAGUGUGAGAUUUGUCUGAAAAAUAAUCCAGUAGCAAGAAAACAUGCUGAAAUGGGAAAAGUUAGAGUAGGAAUAGAACCGGGAGAUUACUGGCAAAUUGAUUUUGUAGAGUUACCUAGGACUAGGGGAUAUAGGUAUCUUUUAGUAGGGGUUGACACCUUUUUUGGAUGGCCAGAAGCCCUUCCCUGUCACACCAAUCAAGCUAAAGAGACAGUAAAAUGGUUCUUGAGAGAAAUCAUUCCAAGGUUUGGGGUACCGUUAGGCAUAUCCUCAGAUAGGGGACCACACUUUAUUGCAUCCGUGGUUAAAGAUGUAAGCAGGCUAUUAGGAAUUUCUUGGAAUUUACAUACUGCAUGGAGACCCCAAUCUAGUGGACAGGUAGAGAAGAUGAACCAAACACUGAAGGGACAGAUUAGUAAAAUCUGCCAGGAAGCCAAAAUACAAUGGCCACAAGCUUUGCCUAUAGCCUUAUUGAGAAUAAGGAUAAAGCCAAGGAGUGGAAUGUCAGUAAGCCCAUACAAAAUUAUGUAUGGAAAGCCUUAUGAAUCCCCAGAACCAAAUCCUAAUAUGCACAUGAAAGGGAACCAGGAUGUUUAUAAUUAUGUAUUAUCUCUUGGUAAAACUUCAGCUCAACUUCGAAGUGUUUUGGUAUGGAGAACCCUGUCCACAAUAUUCAGCCAGGAGACCGAGUGUAUAUUAAAAAUUGGAACGAAGAACCCCUGAAAGAACGGUGGGCCGGACCUUAUCAAGUAUUAUUGACUACUUUUACAGCUGUAAAGGUAGAAGGGGUGGAUGCUUGGGUUCAUUAUACUCGGGUGAAAAAGGUUCCUGAACUUUGGUCGGUGCAAGCAAUCAGAGAUACAAAACUACAGAUGAGGCGCGUAUAACCAUACAAUGUCAGGGUUCUUAACAAUGGUAACAAUAAUUGUUUUGUGUAAAUACCUUGUAAUUGGGUUCCUAGAAAUACCAAAAAGGUAUAAGAAAGAGGAAAUAUUUGAGGGAGAAAAUGUUACUUUGGAAUGUGGAAUGCAAGACAAUAAACCAAUAACAAUUAUCUCUGUACAGGUGGUUUGGGAGAAAAUAAAUUACUUUGGACAGAGACAGGAAAUAUACAUAAAUACAAUCAGGGACAAUACAGGAGUGAAAGAUGGAUGGAAGGGAAAGGCUUUAAAGUUUCCUUUUAAAGGAAAAUUGGAAAGCCUACAAAUUAGUAGAGCAAAAAGAAGUUUAGAAGAAGGGGCAGAUGAAGCUAUAUGGCAUGAACCCUCGAGUGGAGUUAGCACCAGUAGCUACUUACCGAAAUAGGGAGAUGAUCUACAAACUUACAGGACAAGUAAGUAGGCUCGCGAGAGCCACAAAAGAGGGUUUUAGAGAUUUUAAUAUCCAACUACAAGCUACAACUAAAAUGACUCUACAGAACUGAUUGGCAUUAGAUACACUCUUAUUAAAGGAACAUGGAGCGUGAGGAUUUUUAAAAGAUCGUAUUGAUCAUUGCUGCAUCCACAUUCCAAAUGUGACUAUCGAUGUAGAACAUGAUAUAGAACAGUUGACUCAAGUAGAACGAGAUGCAGAACAGGAAGAGAAAGAUAUGACGACAAGCUGGUUGGAUAAAAUUUUUAGCGGACGUGUUGCAGCCUGAAUCCUAGCAGGGACGGGCUUUGAUAAGAUGUUUUAAGUGUGGCCAGGCUGGCCAAUUCAAAUAGGAAUAUCUGGAGUGGAAGAAGGAGGAAAGAAGGAAAAUGGGAUGAAAUAUGGUAUACUGAUAUGUUGUUUCAGCAUCCAGGAGGGGGAAAGGUAUGGAAUUAGGUUGGCCAAUGACUGAGCCUUUCGUGAAAGUACAGGCUGGAGAAUGAUAAAAAGAAGUGUUAAAAAGCGUUAUUGAAGGUGUUAAAGGUGUGGCGUGUAGCAUUUGACAGAGCUGUUUGAAGUUGAAUGAGCAGGGAAAGGGGAUGUAGGC